Molecule: messenger RNA, 1026 nt
Organism: Rhincodon typus (whale shark)
Lineage: Eukaryota; Metazoa; Chordata; Chondrichthyes; Orectolobiformes; Rhincodontidae
Gene: chordc1a
Product: cysteine and histidine-rich domain (CHORD) containing 1a
Exons: 7
Coding region: 261-707 (148 amino acids)
Source: RefSeq, a predicted model, not a curated record
UUUGAAUUUUCUUUUUUCCUAAUAGCCCAGAUGCCCCUUUAGUAAGAUUGGAACAAAAGGUUUCUUUGUCAUUGAAGCAAGCCCUAGAAAAACUCAAGUUAACUACUGACAACGGACCUAGCAAGGAAGAAGAGGAUAGUAAUGAAGUAAAGGUUGGGACCACAUGUAAAAAUGCAGGUUGUAACAAGACGUUUCUAGAUGCAGGCAGCAAUGAAGAGGUAUGUGUUUAUCACUCUGGAGUGCCCAUUUUCCAUGAAGGGAUGAAAUAUUGGAGCUGCUGUAAGAGAAAAACUUCUGAUUUCAAUUCUUUCAUGUCCCAAGGGGGCUGUACACAAGGCAAGCACAUGUGGACCAAAGCAACUGCAGCCAAUCAAGUUGUACCAUGCAGACAUGAUUGGCACCAAACUGGGGGACAAGUCAUAAUUACUGUUUAUGCCAAAAACUCUGACCCAGAGCUGAGUUAUGUUGAAGCAAACAGCUCAGUGCUGAAUAUCCACAUUUUAUUUGAAAGGGAAAAGGAAUUUGAACACACAGUGAACUUGUGGGGUGUCAUUGAUGUUAGUAAAAGUCAAAUGAGUAUGACACCUGCCAAAAUUGAGAUUACUAUGAAGAAAGCUGAACCAAUAUUAUGGGCUCGGCUUGAACUACCUCCACCACAGCCUGAGAAAAACGAACCUGCACCAGAUUCAAAUGAUGAAGAUGAUUGAAAGAAGCUGGGACCAACUUAGAAAAGUGAAGUAGGUGGUGGGAGAAAGUAGAUAGCAACAUUUGCUGUUGAAAUUGAUUUUAAUCGUGUAAUGUGUCUACAUUCUGUAUUCCCAUUUUGCAAACAAUUUUCAUAGAAUAACUGCUGACUGUAUGCAAAGCUAUUUAUGAACAACUGUACUACACUUUGUCUUAAGCUGUAUAGAUUUGUUCAUGUAACAUAUGAACUGUAAUAUCCAGUACAUUGAUUUAAAAUCCAGAAGCAACACAGCAUUCUCACAAUUUGAUUGAAUUUAAAUAAAGAUCACUUAACUAAUAGAA